AUGGAUACAAACAUUGACUCUCCGGCACCGGAAUCUUCGUCGCCGGUAUACCACCCAGCAGUGGCACCACUUUCCUAUCUUCUUGGAACAUGGAGAGGACAAGGAGAAGGAGGCUACCCCACCAUCAAUUCAUUUUCCUACGGUGAAGAACUUCACUUCUAUCAUCCACCUAACAAGCCUGUGAUAGGGUACACUCAGAAGACAUGGAAACUCAAUUCUGGAGAGCCUAUGCAUUCUGAAAGUGGAUACUGGCGUCCUAAACCUAAUGGAACCAUUGAAGUUGUCAUUGCUCAAAGCAAUGGUCUUGUUGAAGUUCAGAAAGGAACAUAUAACAUUGAAGAGAAAGUGAUACAGCUUCAAAGUGACCUUGUGGGGAAUGCUUCCAAGGUUACGGGGAUUCAAAGAUGUUUUCGACUAGUUGAAGGGAAUCUUUCUUAUGAGGUUGAGAUGUCUACUCAUUCAGUUAACCUUCAGCCACACUUGAAAGCCACACUGAAGAAACUCUAA
Messenger RNA from Vicia faba (fava bean), 507 nucleotides. NCBI's taxonomy places the organism in Eukaryota, Viridiplantae, Streptophyta, Magnoliopsida, Fabales, Fabaceae. The record is from the annotation of a GenBank genome assembly.